UGCUUAAGGACCAAGGUUGAAAAUUAGAAAAAAUAAAUAAGGAACUGGAAACCGGAGAAUAUUGAAGUUGCAACGGGAAUAUGAGUUGGCGGUAGGUGGAAAAGUAACAAGCAAUUGUGUCUCCGGCGGGGCUCCGUUUGGAUCCGAUUUAUAUUUCUACAUAUUCCUCAUUUACUACAACACUGCGGCAGUAGUCGACUCGCCGGACAGAGAUUCACAAUGCAGAAGUGGUUUUCAGCGGGCAGCGGCGUCGGCGAUGAUCGUUAUGUUGAGCAACAUCAAGCUUCUUCUUCAACUCCUUCUUUACUGGCUGAUUGGAAUUCGUAUGCAUCCGCAAAAUCAUCGGAAGAGAGCUCCAGCACUGCGUUCAUAGGCAGCUUCGAUCUCGAAUCCGCUGUUCGUUCCGCUAACGACACCGUUUCUGGCACUUUUAACGUGGUUUCUAAAGGAGUGAGGGACAUUCCAGGGAACUUGCAGUCCGCCACUAGCAACAUUCCUUCUGGGAAAGCCCUCAUGUAUUUUGGUCUAUUCAUGGCGACCGGAGUCUUCUUCAUUUUCAUGGCAUUCACGUUAUUCCUUCCAGUGAUAGUAUUGGUGCCUCAGAAAUUUGCCAUUUGCUUUACUCUUGGAUGCUCCUUUAUCAUUGGGUCAUUCUUCGCACUCAAGGGCCCAAAGACUCAGUUUGCUCAUAUGUUCUCAAUGGAGAGGCUUCCUUUUACACUAGGAUUCAUGGGUAGCAUGAUUGGCACACUCUACGUUUCCAUGGCACUUCAUAGCUAUAUCCUUUCGGUGCUCUUCUCUGUGCUUCAGGUUAUGGCAUUAGCAUACUACGCAAUAUCUUACUUUCCCGGUGGCUCUGCUGGCUUAAAAUUUCUGUCGUCUUCUAUGAUUUCUUCAGUGUUGAAAUGCUUUGGCAGAUGAAGGCUUGUAACACAUCUGUGUCAAAUUUCUGUAGCUUUUACGCUUUAUAUGUUUCUAUACGAUUGUUUAUUAGCACACAUUCUGUAGUUGUAGACCUAUAUUGUGAAGCAAUGGUGGACAAUUUUGACAAAUUUAGUUCAGUUUCUCCUUUGAAGCCUCACCAGAUUUGUGCUAGGCUCACUACUCGUUUUCUAUAGAUUGUAUUGUAUGACUAACAAUUUAUAUACAAGAAUCCUCAAUUGUUCUUGAUGA
Messenger RNA from Solanum dulcamara, 1173 nucleotides. Its product is annotated as protein transport protein SFT2-like. Gene Ontology annotation, cellular component: membrane. The coding region runs from base 220 to 921 and encodes 233 amino acids. The record is from RefSeq and is a predicted model, not a curated record. Gene Ontology annotation, biological process: vesicle-mediated transport. The transcript has 4 exons. NCBI's taxonomy places the organism in Eukaryota, Viridiplantae, Streptophyta, Magnoliopsida, Solanales, Solanaceae.